AUGACUUAUUUUUCGACAGCUCUGCAGUUUUACAUCGACUCGACAGAACUACCUCAGGCGUUCUACUAUUUGCCAAAAACUACAAAACAGAUCUUGAGGUACGGGAACUAUUUGCAAAGCAAAAUAUUACUUUCUUCUCUUCUUCAGUUCAAAAAGACGCUGAAAGAUGGAAAUUGGUCCAAGGAAUACGUUUGCAUGGUUGAUGGCGUUUUUCCUGAUGAAGAGACUGAAUGCAAUGAAUCUAUCGGCACUCUGGUCGUUAGUAUGGGCAUCCAAUGUGUGCGUCCAGAUGGCAAACCAGCUCGAAGUCGGUUCAGAAAAUUGUGGUCUGACGGAAAGCACUCCGUCCUUUCCGUGAAUUUAUACACAGGGCGAACACAUCAAAUUCGUGUACACGCUCAGUUUUUAGGUUACCCAAUUGUUGGCGAUCGCAUUUACAAUUCUUCCGUUUGGGGACCCCAGAAAGGGAAGGGGGCUGAAUAUGGAAAGUCUUAUGAAGAGCUAUGCGAUGAUGUACGGGAAGCACAUCGUGGUUCAAAUUGGCAUGAGAUUGUAGAUCCAGAAUAUGAAACGAGGCUGGAAAAAAUGGCUGGUACAGAAAACCAUACGACUAUGACAGCACAAAUCGUCCAACCUACGAUCCUAUUUGUUCCACGAGACCAUUUUCAACUAUAUCUACACUGCCUAAAAUACUCAACUGAGCAGUGGAGCUAUAACACAUCAAUGCCAACUUGGGCUGUGAAUCCAAACGUGAGGUAA
This is a messenger RNA of Strongylus vulgaris, 759 nucleotides long. Lineage: Eukaryota; Metazoa; Nematoda; Chromadorea; Rhabditida; Strongylidae. The record is from the annotation of a GenBank genome assembly.